Molecule: messenger RNA, 777 nt
Organism: Plasmodium knowlesi strain H
Lineage: Eukaryota; Apicomplexa; Aconoidasida; Haemosporida; Plasmodiidae
Product: Plasmodium exported protein, unknown function
Exons: 2
Coding region: 1-777 (258 amino acids)
Source: RefSeq, a predicted model, not a curated record
AUGAAGAGGAGUAUCAACACAUACCUUAUUAUUAAAUAUGUUACGUUCAUUUUUUUCAUUUCGAUAUACCAUAAAUACGAUGAUCAGGUUUCAUUUAACGAGGGAUUGAAUUAUACCUGUACUGGCAAGAAAUCCUUGAAUAUUGCAGAAUAUAGGUUAUUGUCAGAACAAGAUUUAAGAACGGAAUUAUAUCAUAGUGAACUUCAGGAUUCUUUAUUAAAAUAUAGGGAUAGUGAAAUAUUAACAUAUGGGCAAAAUGGAACAAUAAGAGCUCAUGGCAAUGGUCUCACAUUAUAUGAUAUGUUGCAAAAGAGUUGUGCAAUUCAUUUGGAUAUUUAUAAAGCACGACUUAAGCGUAAAUAUGCUAACAGCAAAGGCCUAAGGAGACUACGUUACUAUUGUAAAAAAAAAAUAUUUGAUCUGAUCGAUAGAACGGGUGAAGAACGAGCAGGUAUUAGUAGCUUCAAGACAAAACUAAAAGAACGUACAAUUAGAAAAUGGGGUAAACGAGCUAUUUUAAUUUGUUUACUCCCAUUAAUUGGAACAAUAUUGCCAAUUUUUGUUCUAAUCGUCGGCAGCACAGGAAGUGUCAUAGCUACAGCCCUAUAUGGGAUACAUGGUAUUUUUUUCAUAAUACUAAUAUCAAUAAUUUUAUGUGUGCUCAUUUAUGCCAUGACAGAAGUGGUAAAAUAUCACAGUUUAGAAGCUGGAUUGGAUAAAUUGAGUUUCCGGGAAUUUUGUGUUUUCUGGCAUCAUAUAUUUUGGCCUAAAUGGUAA